This is a messenger RNA of Aspergillus wentii DTO 134E9, 1743 nucleotides long. RefSeq lists its product as uncharacterized. Bases 1 to 1743 code for a protein of 580 amino acids. The transcript is spliced from 6 exons. The record is from RefSeq and is a predicted model, not a curated record. Gene Ontology annotation, molecular function: FAD binding. Lineage: Eukaryota; Fungi; Ascomycota; Eurotiomycetes; Eurotiales; Aspergillaceae.
AUGUGUUCUACGCCCUCUUCUGUUGAUGUAUUAAUAGUCGGAGCCGGUCCAGCAGGGCUCGCGGCUGCAUGCUCGGCAGCCCAAUACAAGAUGUCUACCCGGAUAAUUGACAAAAAAGAAGGUCGGACCGAAACUGGCCACGCUGAUGGAAUUCAAAGUCGGACGUUAGAGAUACUGGAAAGCUUCGGGAUACUCGACCCGAUCUUGAAGCAGGGGAUACACGACGUCGACAUGUCCCAUUGGAGAUCUGGGAAAGACUCAAGAUUUGGGCAAGUUCUGCUUAACCAAGGGGCCGUUGAACAGGCAUUCAUUGAACAUCUGGACAAGAAGGACAUUCACGUGGAGUGGCAUAGAGAGGCUGAAUCAUUACAUUUCUCUCCUGACGCCGGUGGCGAUACACAACACUUCCCAGUCAAUGUGGGAGUCAAAGCUGAUGGGAGUAACGCAUAUGGUUUGGAGGAGGUAGAAACUAUUCAUGCGCGAUAUCUGAUUGCAUGCGAUGGCGCGCACGGUUGGGUCGGGAGCCAGCUCGAUGUGCAGUCAGAUGUCGCUUCAGAAGAGUCAACUUGGGGUGUGCUAGACAUCAUUCCCAUAACCAACUUCCCCGACAUUCGUCAUUCAUGUUCCAUAAACUCUCAGCCUCACGGAAGCGUUAUGACACUGCCUCGGGAGAAUAGACUAGUUCGGCUUUACAUUCAGCUUCGAGAAGACUUGGAUGAGAAAGCUCUGCAACACCACACUAGUUCUCCUCGGGCCAUGGUAGAAACAGCCGAGCAGCUAAUGAAACCAUACAAUUUGACGUAUAAGUACUGUGACUGGUGGUCUAAUUAUUCAAUAGGCCGACGCCUUGUCAAAAAUUUCAGACCUCAUGAACGUGUAUUUCUCACUGGGGAUGCUGCGCAUACCCAUUCGCCAAAGGGAGGACAGGGCAUGAAUGUAUCCAUCCAAGACUCAUACAACCUUCUAUGGAAAAUUAGAGCAGUAAUUGCCAAUGGAGCGGAUCCCAUUAUACUGGAAACGUAUGAAACUGAACGGCGCCCAGUCGCUGAGCAACUGAUGGAGCUGGAUUCCCAGCUUGUACACGCAUACGAGAAAGAGCAAAAAGAUACCUCGAGCGGCAUUUACGAAGUUCGCGACCAGCAUGCAGGUUUUAUGGCUGGUGUCGGCGUGGUGUAUGCCCAUAGUGUCUUGAUCGCCCAGGAAAGGAAUUCCAAACCUGCAAGAAAUCUUCAACUGGGCAUGCGCUUACCAUCUGUCCUUGUUGUCAAUCAAUGCGAUGGGAUAGCUCUACAAAUGGGAGAAAGGCUUAUGAGUGACGGAUCUUGGAGACUCCUGGUGUUUCCGGGUGACUUACGCCAACCGGAAAGAAUGGAAUCUCUGGCUUAUUUUACUGACAGCCUAAGCAAAUGUUUACGUCCGGUCUCCUUGCAACGGAAACAGGAUCCGGAAUGGCGCUGCCCUCUUGUUGAGUUGCUCCUCAUACAGUCAAGCCCUCGGAGUGCAGUCAAUAUGCUAGAUCUUCCGGAGCUUUUCCAUCCUUUUGAUGAUAUCAAGGGGUGGGACUACUGGAAAGUGUUUACUGACGACAGAGAACAGGCUUACACCGGAUACGGUAUUGAUGAGGGCGGUCCAGGAUGCCUGGUACUAUGUCGGCCGGACCAGCACAUCGCAUGGAUAGGCAGUAUGGGGGAUACGGCUGGCUUACGGAAAUAUUUCUCUGCCAUUUUUGAAAUGCCUACUUAG